Molecule: messenger RNA, 5864 nt
Organism: Bufo gargarizans (Asiatic toad)
Lineage: Eukaryota; Metazoa; Chordata; Amphibia; Anura; Bufonidae
Product: oocyte zinc finger protein XlCOF8.4-like
Exons: 11
Coding region: 155-1321 (388 amino acids)
Biological process (GO): regulation of transcription by RNA polymerase II
Molecular function (GO): RNA polymerase II cis-regulatory region sequence-specific DNA binding; DNA-binding transcription factor activity
Source: RefSeq, a predicted model, not a curated record
ACGUGACUUUCCUCUGCCGGAGACGCCGAAAGAUGAGACUGGGCUCCGGUAGAAAGAACUGUCCUGCUAUAUACGCCCUGGAGGACCGAGAUAACCCGGCUUUCCCAGCUGAAGGCCACACUCCUCCUGGAUACCACAGGCGUUAACCCUUAAGAUGAAGCUCUCCUGUCUAGGUGACCUGACUGAAGCGCUCAACAUGGACAAGGCCAGGAAUCACUUGAUUGACAAGAUAAUGCAUAUAACCUUAGAUAUUCUCUACCUGCUGACUGGAGAGGAUUACAUUGUAUUAAAGAUGUCUGGUGGCCGAGUCACGCACAGUAGUAGCCCUAUUGUAGAAGGAGGAUUCUGUAGAAAUCAGAGCUCAAACAACAGCCCCCAAACUGACGUGAUGGAAGAGAGUAAAAAUGAUGAGAAGAUCUUGGCACUUACCAACACCAUCACUCAGCUACUGACUGGAGGGGUUCCUAUGGGGUGUCAGGAUGUCACUGUCUAUUUCUCCAUGGAGGAGGGGGAUAAUUUAGAAAGACCCAAUGCUCCAAGAAAGGAUGCGAUGUCUGAAGACCAGAAGCACAUUGCAUCACUUGAUGGAACCAGGAGUGAAAAGCCCUACGAGUCCCCCCCAAAGAAUUCGGAAGAGAGUCAGGCAGCACAGUGUGAGGUCACGAGUGAGAUCCCAACAAGCACAUCAGGAACCCAAACGUUGGUUGUCAAAGAAGAAGAGACGUAUGAGAUGGUUGAUGAAGAGGCAGUCCCUGAGCUUAGCUCAGAAAGUACAGGAACAUCAAGUAAUGGAAAUACACCAGAGAAACAUCAACCUCCUCCUUCACCUGAGGAUUUCUCAGAAGAUGGUGACCAAAUGCUGCAGGAUGACCAGCGUGAUGAUCUUGAUGAUCUUAAGAUUGAAAUUAAAUCCCUUGAAGAUGGAGAAGAGAUGAACAAGUGGGGUGAUGGUCAAUGUAAGGAAGAAGACUUUACAAAAAAAUGGAAAAGAGGAUGGACUUGUAAGAAGUCAGGGACUGAGGAAUCUAAAAAACUGUAUGAAAAAGAGAAGGCUCCUGAAGAGAGAAGAGAACUGCCACAUAGAGCUAAACGCCUGCUUCCAUCUGUGAUAGAAAUAGAUGCAGAGGAGGUCGGACAUCUGCAGCGAACAGCAGAGUGGGAGAUUCAUGAAGGUGGGAAACAGUGGUCGUCUAGCCUCCCUCUUGUCCCGGGGGAGCACGCCAGCGUUGGUCCACCACACUGCCUCCUCCCUCCACAAGAAGACAAGGUGGACCAGGGCAGCCUCGCUCCCCUUCAUCCCCCAAGCAGAAGGGUCACCUAGGCCCGCCAAAGAGACCCUCCCGCCAUACCAGACUCCUGCCACUCCAGUGCCAGCUGCUGAGGAGGUGACCCUGCAGGAAAAAGGUGACCUUGCGGGUCCACUUAUGUAGGGUGAAGAGAAGAGGAUGAAGAUGAGGUGAGUACACGGGACUAGGUAAGUAUGAAGCUCUCUGCCCCCUCCCUCCCUCUUUGGCAUAUCGAGUUAACAGGCACGGCUGCCGGGGAACUUUAUUUAUUUUACAAACAAGACCCCUAAGACAGAAGGGGUUAAUCCGCCACUGUGAGAGAUGGGAGCCCAUGAAUUGCGCUGACACCACCAACGAUACGUGGACGCCCCCUCUCACUCCCCCUCUAGGCCGACGACUAUUCCGGCUCAUAGGAGGUUAAUGAAAAGAUCUCCACCUGCACAACAGGUAAAAAGAGCGGAGCGUGGGUGACUCCCGCUCCCCGUUAUUCACCACCAUAUUCCGCCCCUUUUUGGGAGCGAGCGCCCGGGGGGGGGGGGGGGAUGCGAGCUGGCGCAAAUUCUUCCCGCCUAGCUGUUCCCCCUCCCCCAGAAGCCAGCUGAGUACCGCCUCUAGGUCUCUGGUCACUUAACCCUUCCUGGCCAGCCACUUCUUUUAGGCCUGCGCGAGGUUAGAAGGCAGUGCAGUUGCUGAUACUCAAAUUAACCCUUCAUACGUUAUUUUAAAAAAAAGGCGCAUUUUAUACGGGCUCUGGCCCCCUCAGCACACAUCAUAACCGUGCAGUACUAGACUGGGCCCGUGCCCUGUCCCGGUCACAGGAGGACCUCUCAUAGUCCCAAUCCGCCCUACACGGUCGCUUAAUUGAUAAUUCUGCAUGCACCUGCAUAAUACAUGGAACCCUGAAGGAUUCCCAAUACGCCCUACACGGUCGCUUAAUUGAUAAUUCUGCAUGCACCUGCGCAAUUCAGAAGGACCCCUGAAGGAUUCCCAAUACGCCCUUCGGGGCCGUUUGGCUGACAAUCCUCCACCUGUGCAAUCAAGGAGGAUCUCUGACAUUCCCAAUCCACCCUUCUGGGUCGUGUGGUUGAUAAUUCUCCGCCUGCCCAAUUCAAUACAGGACCUCUGACCAUCCCAAUCCACCCUUCUGGGUUGUGUGGUUGAUAAUUCUCCGCCUGCGCAAUUCAAUACAGGACCUCUGACCAUCCCAAUCCACCCUCUGGGGUCGUUCGGUUGAUAAUGCUCCGCCUGCGAAAUCCAGUGGAGGGACCUCUAGAAGUUCCCACUCCACCCUCCUGGGUAGUUUGGUUGAUAAGUCCCCAACUGUGCAGUUGGCGGAAUUGCAUCUCCACUGGGUUCAGUACCUGCCGUACGCAUUAGCCCCUUCCAUAGGUGCCAGGAUGACAUCAUCACUGGUUACUUUGUGUGCUGUAUGGAUUACCCCCAUUCGUAGGUGCAAUAAUUGCACUCCCACGGUGUACAGGACUCGCCAUAUGCACUAUUUCCCAUCGUGGGCAUUAACCCCCCUUUUUAGGGGAGUAUUUCCCUACCACUGGCUUCAGUACUCGUCGCAUGCAUUCAACCUUCCAUAGGUAGGGUAAUUGCACAUGGUCCCAACUGUCGCUAUCCUCUCCAUAGACGGAGUGUUGCACUUCACCGUGCUUCCAACUACAUUUCCCCCUUCCACAAGUGAUCCACUAGUGGGGAAUACCUAAACACCUCGGGAUGCUGCAAUUCAACUACACCACUGCUCUACGUGCCUUUGCUUAUUUUACACGGGUACACUUACUCUAGUGGUAUAUGGGUGCCGCCAGUGGAUACGGUGGCUAUUCCUUCUUUCUUUUGGCGCUGUCUUCUCAGGGGAUUGCCUAGCAUCACUUGUGUCCUAGAGACCCCCCAUCUCCUUGGGCCUCCACCGUUCCAGUCGGUCAUGCUAUUGUCCGCAUCAAUGCGUAGUGCGUACACCAUUGCACAUAUAUGAUGAGUACGUUCCAGCGAGUCGAGUGUUCAGUGACUCUGUAUUCUCUAUCCACCACUCCUCCUUUUCUGAGGAAGUGGUUAUGCUGACACUCUGGUUUAGCUACUACAGCGUGUUCCCCCACACAGGUGCAGCUUUUUUGCUAAUGCUCGAGUUUGUAGUUGCUGCAGUGGGACAUCCCCCUCAGGUAGGGGUCCUUCCCUGGCGCUAGCUUGGCACUUGCUCCUGUUCAGCUCCCUUCCAGGUAGUGUUUUUUACGGUAGCUCUACUUCACUGGAGCAGUAUAGUAUGUGGCUUCUACGAAUAGUCUCAGGCCCCCCUCACUGUGCGCUGACAGGGCAAGCGCUGGCUCCUACUGUGGGAGUGGUAUUUGCGUUACCACUACAUACUUCGGUUUUUAUUGCACAGCUCAUUCGUCAGGUGGUGGCCUCUUCUAGCACUGAAUUUGGUGGCCUCUGCGUGUUGGUCCCCUCCUCUGCUGCGGUAUCGGGCUAGCAAUACAGUGAGACUCCUCUGGCGUGGCUUUCUCCUCAGGCAGAGUUUUUUGGCGCAGCCACUUAAUCCUUGGCUACUUCUGUAUAGCGCCGGUCUCAGAUGGGGAAUGGGCUUCAGUCCUAGCCUAUUCCUUUCCUGUCUUUUCCUCUGGCUCAUGGUCCAUAGCCACCCCGCAAAUUUUGGUAGCUCCUAUGUUACUACCUUCUCUCAUCUGCUUUUGCACGGAGUAUGCGUUUUGUGGCACUCCGGUCCCGACUGGUGGGCUGUUGCGCCCACCACAUACCUCCUUCUCCAGGGAAUCCUUCCAUUGCUCCUGGGUGUGCUAACAGUAUCUACACAACAGAUUCCCACCUUUCUCUCCCGAGCAAGAUAUCCGGAAGAAUGCGGCGUGGACACCCUGAUGUCUCCUUGACAGGAGUUCGCCCUCCUUAUGUGUUUUCCCCUUCCCCCUCCGACCCAGAGUUCUACGGAAGAUCAGGAUGGAGGUCAUUCCGACACUCCUUUUCGAUCCGGAUUGGCCCCGUCACACAUGGUACGCUGACCUCGUUCUCCUUCUAGGAGACGUCCCUCAGUCACUGCCGCUCAGAGACGACCUUCUUUCACAGGGUCCGGUCUGCCAUCAGCAUUUAAGGUCUCUUUGUUUGACGGCGUGGCCAUUGAAACCGUCAUUCUAACGCGCAGAGGGUUUUCGGCGGAUGUCCUCUGCACUAUGAUUUAGGCCAGGAAGCCUGCGUUGUCCAGGAUCUAUUACAGGACCUGGAGGUCCUUCCUGGGUUCUGUAAACUCAGAAAUAUUCCACCACUUCCUUUUUCUCUCCCCACACUCCUGUCCUUCUUUAAUUAAGGUUGGACUAUAGUCUGGCCCUUUAGUUCUUUGAAGGGUCAGGUGUCGGCGCUUCUAUUCUUUCCCAGCUCCCACCGGCCCCCUUGAGGCCUGUAAGGACUUUUUUUUUCAGGGAGUGGCACAUAUGGUUCCACUGUACCAUCCUCCUUUACUACAUUAGGAUCUGAAUUUAGUCCUUUCAGCGGUCCAUGCUUCCCCCUUGGAGUCCUUGCUGGAGAUUUCUCUCAGACUCCUGUCCGGGAAGGUAGUUUUUUCUGGUCACUAUCACUUCCAUCAGACUGGUUUCUAAGUUGGCGGCGCCUGUCCCUCCUUUUCUUCGGAAGUUGGUCUCUGACUUCCAUAUUAACGAGGAAAUUGUCCUUCCCUCACUGUGCCCAUCUCCUUCACGCCCUCAGGAAAAGGAGUUACACCAUUUGGACGUUGUCUCCGGUCCCUUCGCAGUACAGAUCCCCUUUUUCUCAUUCCGGAGGGUCCUCGAAAGGGAUUGGCGGCUUCCAAGGUGGCAAUCACACGCUAAAUUCGGUCUACAAUUGCUGAAGCAUACCGCGCUCGAGGCAGGAUUCCGCCCUUAGGUGUCACGGCUCACUCCACCAGAGCGGUGGGCGCAGCUUGGGCUCGGAGGAAGCGUGCUUCGGCUGCACAGUUGUGUAAGGCGGCUACUGGCCCUCCUUACACACAUUCACAAAAUUUUACCAGGUGCAUUACUUAUGCAUCGGCAGUUCUUAGAUGCCUGCAGGGACGAUUGCUUACAUGGGUCUGUGGUUUUUCCCUGUGGACUGCUUUUGAACGUCCCACGGUUCCUGUGUCCCCCAAUAAAUAUGGGCGAGAAAAGGAGAUUUUUGUAUAACUUACCAGUAAAAUCUUUCUUGCUCUUCAUUGGGGGACACAGCACCCACCCAGUAUUGUUGUUCGACCACAGUUGUGGCAGUUGCGGGUUUGAACCCCGUUGGGUCUUUUGGCAUGGUGGUGUUCCAUGUUUUUUCUUGGUCAGCUUGCUUCUCCUACUGCUUGUACACAAACGGAAGCUCUCUCUCCAGGCUGGAGAGGGGAUAGCUGCCAGGGGAGGGGCUAACAGCUUCUGCCUAGUUUUAACGCCUCCUAGAGGACAUAGCUAUACCCACGGUUCCUGUGUCCCCCAAUGAAGAGCCUGAAAGAGAUUUUACCGGUAAGUUAUACAAAAAUCUUAUCUGGUCGUCUGUUUCCAGAUUUGGACUGUUGGAAUUGUUAGAUAUCCAGGUGCUGGACUAAAAGGAUUAAUUUUCCUG